UCAAAGAUAACGCAAAGUGCAGAAGACGACUGCCCAAAUCUCUUGCCAUCUUUGGUGGUCAAAGUUUUCGAUUCCAAAUACAUUUACAAUUUAUGGAUUACUGUGGAGGGAAGUUCCGCCUUAAUGAAGUGGACAAUGCUAAUCUACCACGCGACUUUACAGAGAUGGGGGAUUUCGUAUUUUUUUACGAAUGUAUUAUAAAGUGGACCUUGCUAGCUCGAGAAGUUAAGGAAGCUUUUGAGGAAUCAAGAGCACAAAAGAGGCCGUCAAGGGUUUCUUACAUUAAUGGUCUGAAUAAUAGCGGAUAUUCUAUAGCUUGA
Messenger RNA from Funneliformis geosporum, 320 nucleotides. NCBI's taxonomy places the organism in Eukaryota, Fungi, Glomeromycota, Glomeromycetes, Glomerales, Glomeraceae. The record is from the annotation of a GenBank genome assembly.